GCGGAUUGUUCAGACUUGGUUGGUCACAUAACGAUCAAUCAAGCUGUCACAUGUCAUUACGGUAAAGACAAUAAAAAAAAGCGCCUCGCCGCCCUUUCUACCAAUAGCUUAGUUGUUGAGGUGUCAAAUCGAUGAACCAAACGCCUGCUCUGAAUCGAAGCGACUAUCCAGACAUCUCGGCCAAACUUUCCACAGAAGUCCGAUUCGCGCGCGAAAUAUACGUCGCGCUUGAUGAGAAAGAACGUCGCUUGUCGGGGGAAAAUUAUGCCCGUGUUCCAACUGGUCAAACAGGUGGAAUGAAGGGAACCCUGUUAACCAUCGUAGAUAGCAAACUACAAAAAGCAGAAGUCAAUCGGUUACCAGUCAAUCGUAUCACAGAAACAAUCACACAAACAGAAAUAUUGUGACCAAUUUUGCAACUGUAGUCUACUGACCCAGCCUUGCCAGGCUACAAGCGCGUGGGAGAUUAAAUAUCUCGAAUACGUUUGACACAGGCCUCAGCAAAGACUCGGACGAGUCACAUCUUUGUGUAUUACACUCGUGGACGAGUGUCACCGCGCGUAGUCCAAUGACUAUGGAGGAUAGUUAUUGCCGGAAGCCCCCAAAAAUAAUUGGUUAGUUCCUCAUAUCCGCAACGAAGGACUUAGUGAUAGUAUGAAUUCAAUUUGGCAACGUUUGUUUGUGAUCUGUUUGCAGGGAAGGCAAGCUGCGGGCAAAAUGGAAGUCAAAAUAGGAGAAUGAGUGUGUGUACAGGCUGCCAGGAACCGAUCGAGGACCGAUUUGUGAUGAAAGUGAUGGACGAACCAUGGCAUGAAAGCUGUUUACAAUGCUGUAUAUGUAGGAAUACUCUAUCACGGUCAUGCUUCAGUAAAGACAGGAAACUGUACUGUCGGACAGACUAUGAAAAGUAAGUCACUGUGAUGUCCGCCGCUAGCUUAGUAAAACGUUGAUAAACUAAUGCGUUACUUGAAGACAUUUUCAUCUCCCCGUUCUCAUUAAAUAUUUUGUAAUUAAUAGUUUUUCUCUAAGUAUCGUCUACAACACGAUGUACAAGAUCUGUUGUCGAUUCCAGGGUGCUUUUAAUUUUUGAAAUCAACAAGGUUUUCAUCGUCUGUCUUCGACCCAAACUCUUUGGUCACGAUCGAGCGCUCUGAGGGUCUCAUGUCCGGUACUGUGAUAUACGGUAACAGAUUGCUUUCUCAGUAUUUUUUUUUCUAAACGUCCCAAUUUAAUUCAGCUAGGUAUCAAAUGAGUCAAAAUGUUCACAAUAAGCUGUUGCGCUCGCAAUUUUACCAGUAUGAACGACGAUCAUCCCGAAAUUAUAUUUACAUCAUGGAUCUAAACAUAUACAUGUUAGCUAUGCAUGAGGAUACAUUCGGUAUCCUUUGAACAUCCAAAGCGCAAGGCCGCCUGCCGAUUUUAGAAAAUAUGAAUAAUUAUUGCGUUUUUCUGACUUAUUUCACCUUUUAAUAUAAUUAACGUGUUGAAAAGCACAGAAAUCUAGUUGGGUGUACUUAGGUCCUAAUUUACGCGCUCUUAUAUAACUGAACGAACUCACUACAACCGAUGUUCAACGUUCAGGAAGCUCUUUGAAUGUGUUAAUCAAACUUGCAUCUCGACUUGAUAGAUUUUUUCCGUUAUUCUUGUGAUACGCAUUCGACUAAUUGUUCCUUCCUCUUUAUCUCGAAUUGUGCAAAAUCGUAAUGGUUUUCUGUGGAUGAAUUUUUUGGUCUUGUUUCCUGCGCAGGCUAGUUUGUAUUCCAAUUUUGAACAACAUAUCCUUUCAUGGCUUUUUUUUUUUACAAUCCACGUAAUUAUCAAAGUUACAUGUGAACGGAUGUGGGAGCUUUAAACGUUAACAAAACAAGUGAAGAAGGGCACCUAAAAUAGGAAAAAAAUCUAUGUAUCACUUAGCGCUAAGUUUUACUGAGAAUUUUUAUGUUACCCGUACCUAGUUAGUUCCGGUAAGAAAAUGUGGAAAUAAUUUUACCAAAAAAUUGCCUAGCCAAAAUGUUUCGCAGUUAAGUGCUCAAUUAAGGCUCAUUUUAUAAGAUAGUAAAGAUAAGUCAAAUUGCAAGGAGGCCUUUCAAAUUGGGCCGCGUUUAGUCACUUAGAACGAGAUCUGAAUGCAACAUUUAAAUUAUCUCUCACAAUAUAUUACUUUGCUAAUAAUAGCAAAAGCCUGGAAAAUGAUUACUUGUUUUUUUUAUUAUUAUUUUUUUCAUUUGAAAAGACUACGCAUGCCUUAUCUGCAUAAAGACAGUUUUUCGCUGAGUGAAAGGUUUUUCGUCCACUUGAUCGUAAAACUUGUUCCAAGAAUCAGUUAGCAGCAAAGUUUUUAUUUUUAUAAUUGAAUGUUUGCCCAAGAACGGAUCUAUUACCAUUGUCAAUCACACACACCAUUAAGUGUGCGGCUCGAAGGUUUUCGAUCCAGGCCGUUGUUCGUUUUCUCAUCUAUCUUCUGAAGGCUAUUUCCGCCUCCUUACCGGCCCAAAAGACCUUUUUUUUUCGAAUGCGUGUUUCAAAAUUAACUCGUGUUGCCGUGGUUAUAUUAAAGUUAAAACGGAGCCGACUCAUGGAAUAUUUGUUUAGAAUGUGCUGGCUUGUCCACUGAUUUACCUACGCCAAAAACUAAAAGCGUUUGAUUUUUAAUUUUAUUUGAACACAGCCAUACAUUCUAUUUUCAACUUGGAAGAUUUGAUUAACCUACACAUGAAUUUCCGCGUGUGGAACAUAAAUCCAACUGGUUAUCAAGCACUUGUCUCGUUUGACUUGGGAGUAUUCAACAUCAAAAGCGGUCAUAAAUUAUGAGCAAAUGAAAACAUAACCGGUUGUAUUGAAGUUAUCAUGCCUUGCCAACCUUUCUUCACUUUUUGUCGUUGAAGUAGGUGAUGAACCUUCCGGAAAUAUGGAAGCGAAAAAACAACAGUGUAAUUAAAGGCAACAAGCUAGCGUAAACAUGAGCGCAUGUGUUCACUUGCUUGAUCGUAAAAACAGGACGGGUUUGAGAAGUAUCAUGAAAUAAAGGUCGGCGAUUCCUUUGAAGCGCAGUUGAAAAUCUUAAUGAUACGGUUUUCAAGAUUGUCUAUAAAAGUUCUGCUGUUUGUAAGGCUCAAUCGACUCAACGAGAUUACACCCACGAAUGAACCAGCCUGUAUUGCACCCUCCUUUUAAACCGGUCGAAAAGAGCUUGAAAUUCAGCUUUACGGACACAACAAAAGCUGAUCAAAGCAAACUUGAAUUAUUCAUUAGGCUCCACACAGCCUUUGCAAAUACACCCACUGGCUUAUAAAUGGGAUUCUUUGGUCAUUUUUAUCUGAAAUUAAAUGAAUUUCUUUAUUUUAUUUACUGUAAAUGUUUCGCCUCGAGCAAGUACAUAACAAAAAAAAAGUAUUUUCUUUCCUCUGUCUGAUUUUGUACUAAGGUUUGUGCAAGCAUUAAAGAACCAUUCGAAACUGCCACUCAAGAAAAAUUUGUUCAGUUUUAGAAUCAAUGAAAACAACUUCAGGUUAUUUUGAGCCAAGCUUAAAAGUUCUCUGUAAAAAACAAACCGCUAAUCGACUUAAGCGAGAAAUCUGUUCGAUUUAGUCAGCUUAAAGUGCUUGAAUUUGACAGUUGUCGGUCGUUGUCGCAUCUCUUUGUCGCAAGUUUUUAUUUCUAUAAAUAUGGUGUAUGUUGUUUGAUCUUCAAAAGAGAAGUCUCGACCAUGCUUUAUAGUAUAUAGCUUACAAAAAGCAGUCGUCGCCUCUUCUUUCUUAUGUCAAAUAACGACAUAUUUUUCUGUUACUCGAGUAGCACUAUUAAUAGCCGUGAAUCACUUCACGGUUUCGUGUUCAGUUUCUUGGUAGGUUAGAGAAAGAGAAAUAGUAUUCUAAGUUCGGUCAACAAUAAGACAAGAACACUUUAUUUUUAAUUGUUGUAACACACUCCUGAUCGUGUCGCUGCAAUAAACUCGAUCCAAAUUGGAUGACUGAACAUGUUUCUUUCGUAGUUCAAAAAUACAACGAGAAUAAUCCAUCUGUUCAGUCAACUAGAUUUCAAGAGGAAACUUUUAGCAGACAAAGAGAUUGUUGGUCUGAAACAUCAUUCGGAGAUAAUCGUUUCUCAGCGGGUAAAUGCAUCGAUGCCUAACAAACACAACAAAUUCAUGUCGAGUAAGGUUUUAAUAUUUCCUGUUUAAAUCCACUAGACUAAUCUUCCUAUUAAACUGUUAGCUGAGUUUUCUUGUACAUAUAUUUUACGACUGAAGACCAACUUGUUUUUAUGAAAUGCGCCUAAACUGUAUCUUUAAAAGCAAGAUAUCUUUGAAACAUUUCAUUCUUCUUAGAAGUUUAUCUUUAAAAGAACAUCCGGCUACAGAUACAGAGCUACGAACAUGAUGUGACAAGGAAAUUUAAGACUAGAAGACUUUUGCAGGUUAUCGCAAAGAGAUGCAAGUCUAAAUUCCCUGAUUUGGCGGCUUUCAGGCGCAACGACCUUGUGAUAGGAGAAGGUUAUCUCUUGAUAUAGUUUCGCUAAAGAUAGGUAUUAGUUUUGUAAUACAAGUAAGAAUACACUAAAGAUAGCGUUCAGAUGAAGACUUAACGAAGAUUAAGUAGUUGUGGAAUUCAUUCAGUGUGAGAAGCGGAACGUUUUCGGGUUGCUUUGUGCAAGAUUGCAUUUUGAGGAGGCGGGAUUUGAUCUUCGAGAACCUGCAAUCUCAGAGCGAUUUGGAUGAAAUUCUAUGAAGUCUUUGUAAAACUGCAGUUGGAGUUGUCCUUAAAGGACAAUUGAGGCGCUAGGAUGCUUAUGUUUAAAUGUUCGGAUCUGGAGAUAAAACACACCUUGCCCUGGAACCAGAAAGUCGAAGUUAAACGCACUUGGCCCUCUCAGACUCGUUUGAUAUCCAACGAAAUUGGAGCUAGGUUUGUUUUGUCUUGAACGGGGUGUUUUGUCUUAAACGCUGAUACGAUUUUAAUUGGAAUGUAUAGAGGAUUGAUAACAUGUUAGAGUACAUCGACAACCCGCCAAAAUAUUUCUAUGUUUUUGAAAUUGAAUCUUUCCUUAGUGUAAACAUCUGAAAGUCCUUGAAUAGCUUGUUCUGAAAACAAUCCUUAUCUACGAAAUUGUAUGGGGUUAAAUGAGAGCGAUUUUCACCACCAAGGUUGCCUCUAAAAAAACAGCUUAGAUAUCAACAUAUGGGAACAAUAACUGCCACGACAAAAACAAGAAUUUGACCUUGUGUAUUAUUGCUCUGAUAGCAACCUUUAAUGCGAGUCUCUGCUUUUCAGUCCGUCUUUUCAAAGCCUGUUUUCAUUUCGAAAAUGUUGCGGUGUUGUGUGUUUUUUACAGUUGUUAUAUUGCUAAUUCGGUAUUCCACCAAUAACAGCUCCGAUGUGUGUUUCAAGCAUCGAGGUAUCCUUGCACAUUUAAGUGAGUUAUCUUUAUCAACAGCUUUCAUGUGUUUAGUUUAUGAAUAGAAAAGAGAGUCCUGCUCAGUUAGAACAAUGUCUGACAAGAAGAUUUAAUAUGCCUGAAAAAUUCAAUAUCCAGUUUCAACUCUAGCUCCUAAAAUGUACCAGCUCUCACUUUCUAAAGCACAGUGAUCUCUUUCAAUGGAUACGUAUCACGAGCUUGUAUAUUUUACCAGCAUAAGGUUUUUUAAUUAGUUUGGAGGUGGUAUCUUUCCGCGAAUAAUUGCACAACCUGUUACAGUCAAUGUCAGACAUUUCAACAGUGCAAGGCUACCUAAAUUGCAUAACAUAAACCCCUCAGGUUGCCUAUUGCUUACUGAGAAUAAGUAGAUAUGAUUACUUUCUAUGCCGCCGACUUUAGCGCUGGAUUGUGCAGUUGACCUGUCGCUUAUUUUGACUAAGACUAUGCAAUAUACCUUUCAAAAGCGUUAUGAGUUUUGACUGCACUACAACAAAAAACUGUCUUGUUAACUUUGCACUGAAUUCCAUCUUAACCAAUUUAUCUUCCAACAAGCUUUCGGGUUAAACUGACGUUGUAUGUACUACAGACUUUUACUGAAUUGGUCUUAUACGAAAGAGGGAACCAAAUCGUUUUUAGAGCAAGCACUUUUUUAAGAAAAGCGAGCGUUCAUCUGCAAUGGGCAUAAACAACUUUCGAUAUUAUUCAAUUAAGGACUUGACACGCUUCAAGAUUGUUUUUUUUUUCCAUUUUCCAGGUCUUUUUUUAUGUUCUUACCCUUCCAAAAUUGGCCAUUUAGCAACACCUCAUUGAACCGAGUAAUUAAAUGCGGUCUAACUUAACAUGACAAUGGGUCUCUAACAUAAUUUUCUCAAAUUUAUCUGGAGUGCUGUAUUUUUGUAUUGAAUUAAAAGAAGAGAAACAGGCUGAUUUUUUUUAAAGAAAGUUCUUUUGUUUUUAUUCAUGAACCAAAACACAACGUUUAAUUUUGAAAUCGAACACUUGCAAUUAAUUUAGUUAGCAAAGUUUUAAUUUUUAUCUUUUAACAAAUUUUUAUCGGUUUGCUCAGAAGGCUUUUUCAAAUUUACCUUUGGAGGUUUGGCGAGCAUAUUUAACAGGAAACAAGGUUCAUAUGAUAAUAUCAGCAUCGAUAAACUGACGGUGGAAAAACAUUAAUUUAUAAAGGUUUAUUCACAAGUCAAUACGUUGACUUAAAACAAAAGGCCGGAAAAGUGAUAUGCGUUUCAUGUUUACUAAGGUAUUUGGUACUUGCUAUUUUCCAUGCGGUUGCGUGUUAAGACAGUGGAAUAAAACUAAAAAAUGUUUGUUUUGGACGCAGUAAGCAAAUACCAUAAGAGCGUUAGAUUCGCAGAUAAACUCAUAACUAACACAACUAAGUUAGCAUUGUGAAUUUUCUCUCUCGAAUAACACCUCUUGUUUGUUAUAAACAGCAGGUUGGUAAACAGAAGGGAAAUGAGAUAUUCAAACGCAAAUAGGAGAAGAUGGUACCCGAUAUGAUAGCUUAAGAGCUUGUUUAACCAGCUGAAAGUCGCAUAAAUAUUGCUCAUUAUACAAGUUCAGCAAAACGUGGCUUUUAACAGUUUUUUUGUUUCUUCGCGUAACUGAAAUGUUCAGUGUAGCCGUUCUGUUUGCACUCAACGGAUCGCUAAUUCAACAAAAUCUCCAGGGCAUCUUCUUAUGAAAACUUAAGAACGUUAUAGUGAAUGAGACAUUUUAUCUCCCUAGAAAUUAUUGAAAAUCCUCUCAGGAAAAGUGCCUGCUCAAGAUCUUAUUUGAAAAUUUCUUUUCAAACGUUGCGCUAUAUUUUUUUAAUGAAUGAAAUAGUAAAGCUUUAACUGAACAAUACUGUUACAAACAAAACAAGAAAAAAACUUGGUAUAAUUAUUUUACGUGGGAAUCUUGCUAUAAAUUAAGUAAAAUCGUAACAAAAAUUAUUGUAGAUAAUUCACUACUCCAUGGAGAUGAGCUCUAACGUCAGACUCCAAGUGCUGGGCGACAACUGACAACAAGGUUGUAAAUAAUUGUUAUUAUUCCAAAUUUUCUAGUUGUUAUCACCUCACUGUUAUGACUAAUUACAAGACCAGCCAAUUAUAGGAUUUCGUUACCUCAUUGGCUCUUUGAAACAGGGUGUGUUUUGUAAGUAGAAUAGGAAAGAUGGUAAGUUUUGACAUGGGUGUGUUUUGUUUAAGACAUUGACUGCGCUUGCACUCUUUGUGCUAUUUGACAGCCUGAUUCCAUCGACCCCAUUUCCCAACGUCCAUUUUUGUGUUACAGAUUUACAAGUAAAUUAAAACACCCUAGAUAACAGCAGACGAUCAAAAAGCAAUAAUAAUGAUAAUGAUAAAACCUUAAGGUUUCUUGAACUGUCGAAAGAAACCAAAGGAAAGUUUGAUGUCCUGCAGUAUUUCAUCAAAACGAGCAAAAAAAGAAGAACAUUGGAGAAGUUAUGAAGGCGAAAUGACAGUUUUUUUGUAAGAAAACAAUCAAAUUUUGGACCAUAUGUUGGUGUAUCGUUGGAAAUAUAAAGUUUUAAGCCUUUUAGUUAUUUAGCUUAUGCUUCGUAUUAGAUUUCUAAAGAGACGAGAAAAAAACUUUUUCAUGAGCGAAUCUCUCACUGAAAACAUAUUUAAAAUAUGGUUAAUUUUUUUGGAUUGCUUACUUCUGUUAUUAGAGAUUUUCAAAGUGUUAUAAGGCAAAAUUGCAAAGCAUGUCCACCAUAUGUUGAACUGUGCAGACGGUUGGAUACAUGAUUGACAAAGUACGAUUGAAAGCCGUUUGAAAAGUGGUGUUAAGAGAAAACGGAUAUGAAGUGAUGGUUGUAUAACAGUAAAUUGGUAAAUUUAAGUAAAACCAAGGAAAAUCGACUCUCUUCUCAAUUGGAGACCAACAUGUCAUAAUUUUCUCAAUUUCUUCUCCAGGAUGUACGGUACAAAAUGUAGUGGCUGCAAGACGACCAUCCCAGCAAACGAGUUUGUGAUGCGAGCAUUAGGAAAUGUGUAUCACAUACAAUGUUUUGUGUGCACCAUGUGUGGUCAUCGUCUUGAAAAGGGGCAGGAAUUUGCGUUAAAAGAUAACAAAUUAUACUGCAAGGAUGACUAUGGAAAACUUCCAACAAAAGGGUCAUCAAAUAGUCCGCCACAUAAGCCGCAACAAGAGAGUAAGUAAACUGGAUGUUUAUUCCACUUUUUUUUAUUUAAAUCCUUAAGUUUUUGAUGUUGCUUAGUAACUUACUGAGUACCUUACUGAGUACCUUACGAAUGUAGAUGGCUGUGACACUCUUGGCUGUUCUCGAUUGCGAUUCAUUUAUUUGCAACCCAUCUCAACUGCAUCUUAUCAAGAUGAACAUAAGCAUGUGCACACAAUACUAACCCAUAAUUUGUUUGUCUAUUCUGCUCCGCAGAUGUAAUUAAUAACAGUUUCAAGAAUGAUAAAGAGACAAAAUUGGAGAAAGCGGACAAUUCAGACUCUGACGAUUCAUCAGUAAUUGGUGAUGAUGAAAAUGACGAUAAAAAGGACCAAAAAGACCACGAACAAUACUCACAAGUCAACAAAGAAAAAUAUUCAAAUCCGCCUUUGAAAUUAGCUCCAAACCUUGUAGAAAGGUAGGAAGCCUAACACUAUAAAGCUCAUUUACGUAGUUAGGAACCAGUCAUAAUUUAUUGCCUAAGGAGGGGGUUGGAGAAUUUAUUUUGGUGGGUCAAAUGGUUUUCAGAGGGAACGGAGGGAGUAGCAGCCGUCACUCACAAAUUAUAAAGGCCGGACUAAGAAUAGUUGACUGCUAGUAAGGGGAGGAUCGUUGGACAGGUAAAGUUAAUGUGAUUAAACCAAAAUCCUCCAGACCGCCCCAUCCCACCCUCCAGGCGAUAAACAAUGACCAGGUUCGGAUGAUAGCGUUCCACGGCAUGACUUCAAAUUUCAGCUUUUGACCGUCCUACAAAAGGAGCGGGGGAAAUCGGACUUACGGAUUAGAAUGAUCUAGUUUAUGUCCCUUCCUUUUCCUCUCAGACAUUGUCAUUGCAGGCACCAAUUGUUUUUUGUUUGUCUUCCGUCAAAAAGGUCAGAGAAGAGCUUUCAAGAGAAACAGGGCUCAGCGUUCGUGUUGUGCAAGUCUGGUUUCAAAAUCAGAGAGCCAAGGUAACUGUACAUGUAACAAGAACAAUGUUUUGUGCUUUUUUUCGGUCUGAAGUUUUUCUAUCCUGAACUUUAUUACUGCUUAGCUGAGUACUGGGAAACCUCACAUCCCAUCUAUGAAUUUGGUUUAGGAACACGGUGAUUAACUAACCAUGCGCUUUCCAUCUCUUGUUUCCUCUGUCGGCUAUCUUGAAACCGUUCGGCGUAAGAAGUCUGGAGCGAGUUGCGUAGGGGGAUUUUCGAAAACCAUUUGGCUAAGCUCGCCAAGUGAUUUUUUCCAUAGUUCGGGACCUUCGUGCUCUCCUAUCCUCGUUUCUCCACGUUUGACCGUUCAUCAGUUACCCAUCCAUAUUGAAAUUAUACAAAGAUACAUCUUCCACAGCUCCCUGAGGCUGAGGCAAUUUAUGACACUCUCUCAGGAAAACCUUCUUCUCUCGAUACCCUUUGCGAUAUGACACAAGGGUCUGAGGGCAGUAGAAAAAACUAGAUAGCUCUUUAUAUGUUUGUCAGCUGGAAAAUAUGAAAUGAGGGUCUAGUGUCCUUAGCAUCCACUCUUUCUGUGUAUCAACUUGUCAGUUAGUUAUUUGGCGGGUGACAGAAGCGUUUAUUUCCUAUCCAGAUGAUAACAAUUUCUUAAGAUCUGUGUUCGUUUCUCAAAAUUCUCCUAUAGGUAAUUUGUUUCGUAACCAUAUCCUGGGAAGAGGGAUUUAUUAUUUCUUUUUCUUACAAACAGAUUAAGAAACUUGCAAGAAGGAACAAUCCGAGUCUGAUGGCGCAGCAAGUUGUAGAGUCAGUAAUAGACAAAGGAGUCUUAAAAAAAGUAAAGACAGGAAAUGUAAGUGUCUUCAGACCCACGAUCAAAAUUCAAACUGAUAAAUGUUUAUUAGAUCUCUUUCAAAUGAAGAUAAUCAAAAUAAAUUGAAUUUGAUCUGUGUUUGAAAGGAAUUUCAGGAUAUUUUGAAAGUUGUUUUUUCCCUUUCUCCUCACUUGGAAACUGUUCCUGUUAUUUAAAGAGUUUCAUUGGUGCCAUUGAGUUUCUCAAAUGAUUAUAAACUGUUUAUAAACUAUUGGUUUACUCAAAACUGAAAAUAGCUUUCAACUUGUGAUACAAUUUGACCUCGACGUCUCAAAAAUACCAUACCUUCCCCAACAUGAGGUUAACCUACAGCUGCUCUAAUCUUACAAAAACUGUGUUAGAGAUCAACAUAGUCAUUUAAGUAUUUCACAUCUGCCAUUGACUUACUAUUGAAGUUUUCACGCUCCACUCUUGGAAGGCUCCCAAAAGAUUUGGCGCCUACUAACUCAAUGUUCCCUUGUCUGUUGUUUAGCGUCAAGUCCAAGAGAUAAAAGACGAGCCGAUAGAGACAGUUUAGAUCUUCCUCCAUCACUCUCCCCUCCCCCACAACUCCAAGGAUCUCAACCCCCUCCCUAUGGAAUGCUUCCGCCUCAAUAUCAACAUUUGCAAAAUCAUAUGGGACCAAUGAUGGCACCACCGCAGUUCCAACCUCCUUACCAAGGACCGCUUAACCAUAUGGACUCCGGGGAGAUUCCUAUGGAUCAUGGAAUGCAAGCUAUCGAUGAAUGUAUGAUGCGGCCGCAACAGUUUAACCCCGGGGAUAUGGGUGGAUAUCCCACCACUACAAAUCACAAUGGUCAGAAUCACUUAGAACUUAUGCAUGACAUGAUUAAUUCAUUCUAAUUUAUCACAAUUUUGAAGCAUAUUGUAUCGCAUUAUUGGCAAUGCCUCCUUGUUAGUAACUACAUAGAACACUUUCAAUAUUGCUGGUAGUUUAGAAUGUACUAUUCGUUAGGGCUGAGGUUUAUUUGUAUUUAUUUAUCGUUGUUGCUAAAUAUCGUGACACUUCUUGAAAACAAUUUCGAACAAAUAGGUUUGCUUUUCUGAAAAAAAUUACAUUUUUUCUUAACUUUUUUCCACUGAAAAAUUUUCAUUUUACACCCGUAAUUGUACAUGUCGAGUCAUGAUCAAGAAAACGAUCAAAUAGUUAUUUCUAUUUUGCAAAAAAAUUUAAGGAAAGUUCACGAGUUAUUUUUCAGUAAGAUAAAAACAUAAGCUGUAGGCUUAAAAAGUCGUCACACCUUAUAUCGCUGGUUACCACUCACUCUCUUGCAACCUCUUGCUUAUCUGAAGAAUUAAAUAGGUCUCUUUUAAAAAAUUCAAAGGAGUAAGUCAUAGUAUUAUAAUUACUUCUGAAUACUUUCCGUAACUAUGAAAUACUAAACGAACAAGUCAUAAAUCUUUUUUUAACCGAAAAUCAUGGCCUAAGUAUGAACAGUUCUUUUGCUUGUGAUUUGUGGAGACUGCCAACACUUUCCUACCCGCAAAAAUCACCUUUACAUGCAGAUGUCGCGUUAUACUUGAGGAAAAUUAAAAAAAAAAUAUUUGCCUAUUAAAUGUAAUUGUGUUUGAAAGCCUUUUUGUUUUACAAAAUACUGAAACCUUUUUGAUAACUUAUUUGCAAACAAACAUACUGUUCAUCGCUAAUUUUUGGCCGAGUAACUGACGGAAGAAGAAACUUGACUAGGAUUACUGAAAUUCAGGUCUUGCACGUUGCAUUAAUAUUGUCAAGAUGAAAAUGACUGUUUCUUUUCUUACUGAGACAGUCUCACAAUCCUCUCUGAAAAAUAACAAACUGCGUUGAGACAUGUUACGGGAUCAUAACUAUUAUUUAAGAAAGAUUCAAAUUAUUCAUACUCUGAUGAAGCUUUUUUUUCCACAUAGUCUAAAUAUCCUUUCAGAAUUAGCCUCGUUUGCGCUCUACUGAUUCAAAAUUUCUCAUUUUCUUUGCCCAUAUGAAACAGAGGUCUGCUCAAGAACACUAGCCUAAUAUCCGAAAUUGUUUUGUUACAGAUUCAGACGAUGCUGCUUCACAUUGGUUCAACGCAUAUUUAUAGCAGUUGCAGACUUUUGCGUCAGUUUGAAUAAUACUUAAAUCUUCCAUCCUUAAACUCGCCAAUUCUCAGUUAGAUAAUGCCAUGUAUUUCCUGAAAAAGCAGUUGAGAUUUAAAUAAUUAACCGGAUAAAUAUUGGUGGUUUCUACUUACUGGUCUACUUACUUUUUGACAAAGUAUAAAAAUUUAUGAAGAAGAGUCUGAUUUUGCUCUCUUUUGAGAAUAAAAAGGGUGAAAGCACUGAUUAGUUUUCCACGAGUAGUAAAGUGGUAUGAAGAGUAGUUAGAAAUCUUUUGUCUUUAUCUAAGAAAGGUUACUAAGAGUGUUAUAGUCAAAAAAAUAAAAACUUAGCUCUCAAGAUUGAAAAUGAAUUUCGACUUAAAUCUGUAGUACAUUACCUUAGAAAUCCCUGAGAUUUUAAGUUCCUGCCAUGGAAUUACCUCUAGGCUUAUUAGUAUGACAUUUCUCCUCACUUGUAUGGUAAACACUGGUCUAUAAUAAUGAGGAGGAUUCGAUUCUUUAUCAAUCUUGGGAGUUAAAGGUUUAUCAUAGGAAGCCUAGAAUCACUAAAGUAUUAAUCGGAUUAUUUAUUAACAUCACUUCCUCAAAGGCUUCUUAUUACUAGGAGCGGGGUGGUGUGGCGAGGAGGGGAAAGCGAAGGAUAUCCCAAGUCUUAUGCGAGACGCGAGUUUGUGUUAAAUUAAAGAGAGUUGGUGUUGUAUUCAGGAUGUCUUUCAUUCUCAUAAUUUAAACAGUAUUGACUUGUUGUUGUAUGAUAAAGAGAUAUAGUAUGAUGUAAAUAAUAUCCAAAAAGGCAAAAAGUGAGCCUUAAUUUCUUGUGCUCAGUAACGUGUACAGAACAUUAAGAUUAAGAAAAUAAAACAGAUCUAAAG
Molecule: messenger RNA, 13367 nt
Organism: Pocillopora meandrina
Lineage: Eukaryota; Metazoa; Cnidaria; Anthozoa; Scleractinia; Pocilloporidae
Source: the annotation of a GenBank genome assembly